Papilio machaon (common yellow swallowtail) is the source of this 1833-nucleotide messenger RNA. RefSeq names its product trichoplein keratin filament-binding protein. NCBI's taxonomy places the organism in Eukaryota, Metazoa, Arthropoda, Insecta, Lepidoptera, Papilionidae. The record is from RefSeq and is a predicted model, not a curated record. Gene Ontology annotation, biological process: apoptotic process. The transcript is spliced from 9 exons. Bases 268 to 1755 code for a protein of 495 amino acids. Gene Ontology annotation, cellular component: keratin filament.
UUUUGAGCUUCAAUUUGGUUAACGAUGUGUUAUGUGAUGAUUGUAUCACAAUCUCGUGACAGAAAACGAUCUCAUAUGUAACACGAUAGGAAGUGAAAUAUUACGUAGUUUAAUUAUUCGAUUGACCUCAUACGGCCCAGUUGCUCGACGGUUAGCGCCCACGCGAAGUGAAAUAAACGACCCAGUCAUUGAAGACUGAGGUCGAAUUAUUCUCAAUCUGGUGACCAUAUCGUGUAUUAUUCGUGUGUGCAGUGAAGCGAACAGAUCAUGUCUCGACCAAAACCACAAUGGCAGCUGCAGGCUUUAGCAGCACAAAGACGUGACAACGAACGUCGUAAGGCUGAAGAGCUGCGUAAGAUUGCAGAUUACUUUGAGACAAAUACCAACAAAUCACGCCACCAUGAACUUUGGACCACUGAGGAUUAUUAUGAACGAGCCAAGAAAGAAGCUGAGAUACUCCGGCAGAAGAAAAUGCGAUCAGCAAAACUAGAAGAAAGGCGUAAAAAGUUGGAACUAAUGCUGUUCCAAGAAAAUAUGCAAUACCAACAGGAGUUGAAAAUGUUAGCCGCUCAGCCUAAAUACUACAAGAAUGGUUCCUAUCUCAACAAAGUGCCAACUUCAACUCUGCAAGAGAUCAACCAGGGAAUCAUGGAAAAGGAGGAGCAAUUGCGAAGACAUGAGGCGGAACUCCGCCUGCAUCAUGCAUGGAGAUUGCGUCAGCCUGAGCUGAGGGCUGCCAACACUUAUGUUGCUAAUGGAAAACUUAAAUCUGCUUGGAUGGAACAAAUAGUGGAAAAAGAAUUACAAAAGAAGAAAGAAGAAGAGGAAACCAGAAAAUGUCUACAGGAAAGGGACGAGUCUCUCCGCAGACAGAUUCAAAUAGAAGAAGAGAGAUUAAAAGAGAAAGAGCUACAAAUGAAGGAGCUCCAUGAAAGUUUAGAAGGUCAAAUAGCAGAACUAAGUGAGAAAGAGACAGUCGUCAAGAAAUUGAGAAAGCAAGAAGAGAAAGAGAAGAUGAUAUUAGAUGAGUUACGAUUCAUAGCUGAAGAAAGAGAGAGAGAACACGCACGGCUUGUAGCAGAAAGAGAUACGAAUCUUGUAAAUAUGGGCCUGCAUAAGUAUAAAUUGAAGAGGAAAGUAGCCGCAGUUAUGAGAGAGAUAGAGUUAGACUUGAAAAUGCUGGAGAAAUUGCAGAGUGCUGUUAUAAAGGAUUUGGAGUCGGAACAAGAGAGAUGUGUUAGUUACAAGAGAGUCCUGGAGGUGGCGCUGCGCGAGGUGGAGGAGUGCAGAGAGAGAGAGCGUCAGAGAGAGAAGAACAUUGAGACGAUGUACGACGGCGAGGCGAGGCAGAUCAAUGAGAAACAAGACAAGCUCUGGGCAAAAGAGCGCGAAGCACGCUCCAUACUAAUGCGGGACGUGGUGACGUCACUAAGAAGACAAAUAGAAGAGAAGAUAGAAGUCGGUAGACAGCAGCAGCGAGUCAACGUGCUGGAGAGGGAGAAGAUACUCCAGGAAAUGGAGGACUUCCACCAGCAAGUACGCGCCAAGGAGCGGGAGACACAGUUGAAGAAUACAGAAUACUCGACGAUAGCGGCGCUGCAAUCGCAAUUAAAUGGUCUCAGAGUAGAGAAGGAGAAGUUGGAAGAAGUGGCGGAGCGGGAGGCUGACGUCAGAGCCGCCAUAGACAACGAGAAGAAGUUACGUACAGAGAUCGCACGGAUGCAUAGAGAAGGGAAUGUUCAGGCAUGGUCUUAACAUUAUUUCCACUAGCGAAAUAUCUACGAAAUCAUGUUAUCCUUCUCAUUAUUUAAAAGAAGAAAAGAGGGGUAAUAU